Molecule: messenger RNA, 1275 nt
Organism: Chenopodium quinoa (quinoa)
Lineage: Eukaryota; Viridiplantae; Streptophyta; Magnoliopsida; Caryophyllales; Amaranthaceae
Product: mediator of RNA polymerase II transcription subunit 15a-like
Exons: 5
Coding region: 27-1004 (325 amino acids)
Molecular function (GO): chromatin DNA binding; transcription coactivator activity
Source: RefSeq, a predicted model, not a curated record
CAUCAUUUGUUUCGGAUCAUAGAGAAAUGUCACAUCCUAAGGCCAUAAUCAUUACAGUUGAUUCACCUUCAACUCCAAUUACACCAACUUCUGCACCGAAGGAAAUUGGGAAGCUUACUAUGUCUGUUUCUCCUACGAAGUUUCAAGCAAGAAAAGCUCAAUGUGAGACUGAGGUACAAGACAAGGAUCUUGACUUUGAAACACCUGGGGUAUUAGCUUCUUCCUUGCCUUCUGAUUCCAGUGUCCCAGAAAACAACCAACUUCCACAUUGUGCAAAGCAGCCUUUUGAGCGCUUAAUUCAAGCAGUUCAGCUGAUUUCUAAGGAAGCUCUGAAGAGUUCCAUGGAUGACAUUGCCUCAGCCAUGAGUGCUGUGAAUAAUUUGCCCACGUAUGCAAAUGAUGUUGAUUCACCAGCAGUAUAUUGUAGUACUGGCGAUGGAAACACAUCCCAUAAAAAAAUGAAACGUGACAUAGAUUCAGUGAGAGGGGUUGUGUCGGCGUUGGAUAAUUAUGGUUCAUGCAGAAAAAAGUUGAGAAAGGAGGUCAAUAACGAUUUAAUGGAUGAAAGUAGACAAACAAACCAGAGACUUAUUGAGACAGUGCUAAAAGUAGAUUGUGAUUUUGAUUCUAGUAAUGAGUCCAUCAUCAAAUGUACCUAUAAACCUGUGUCCUGCAGUGGAAGUUUUAAGAGACAUUUUGGAUUUAUGGAAUCAAUGUUGACCCUUUCAAUCGAGAUUCUUGUUCCUUCAUACUACCCUAAUACUCCACUUAAGAUCUUAGACAGGCUACCUGAUGGAUGCUGUAAAGAGACUAAAGAUUUGACGGAGAAGGCAAGAGCUAGAUUUGACAGGUGCAUUAGAGGUCUUGUGUCGCUAGGACUAGGAGACAUGGCUCGAGCUUGGGAUGAUAGCGCUCGAUCUGUUAUUUCCGACUUUACCCUUGGUCUUGGAGGAGAAUUUUUCAGCUCUAAGUAUGGCACCUGGGAGUGUGUUUCAGCAGUUUGAUGAAAAUCUAAGUGAUAUAGUAGGAAAACAAAAGUGAGGAACUCUCAUUCUGCUGCUCGGUUGAGGCUAUUAGGAUAUUACUGCCUUGUCCCUAUCUUGUGAAUAUGCCAAUAUAAAUAUAAAAUACUUUAUGGUAAAUACAUAUAAUAAGGUCUUGUAAACAAAAAUACAUAUAAAAGGUUAUCUUCAUCACUUUGCUUUUAAAUAAAACUAAGACAUACAUUACUUUUGAAAUUAACUACAUCACUAAACCUUUGGAGAAAAGUACAAA